CUACUUUCCGAUUACGCGCUCAAUUGGAUUUGUUAUGGCGGUUCAAGAAUCUAACGUUGCUGUAGACGAUCAAGUUGAUGACGAGAACUGCGGCCCACUAUUAAUACAGAAGCUUGAAUCUGCUGGAAUUGCUGCAGCUGAUAUCAAAAAACUCCGAGAAGCAGGCUAUCACACUGUUGAGAGCAUCCAGUUUGUUCCGAAAAAGACUCUGCUGGCAGUAAAAGGCAUUAGCGAAGCUAAGGCGGAUAAAAUUAUAGAAGCUGCACAAAAGUUAGUGCCAUUCGGAUUUACAACUGCUACCGAAUUUCACCAAAAGCGAUCAGAAAUUAUUCAGCUGACUACUGGUUCCAAGGAGUUGGACAAACUCUUACAAGGUGGAAUCGAAACUGGAUCAAUUACUGAAUUAUUUGGGGAAUUUCGGACGGGCAAAACUCAGAUAUGUCAUACUUUAGCUGUAACUUGUCAGUUGCCUAUUGAUAUGGGCGGUGGUGAAGGGAAAUGUUUGUACAUUGAUACAGAGGGUACUUUCCGUCCUGAACGUUUGUUGGCGGUCGCUGAGCGAUAUGGUCUUUCUGGCAGUGAUGUUCUAGACAAUGUUGCAUAUGCUCGAGCCUACAAUACGGAUCACCAGAUGGAAUUACUUAUUAACGCCGCAGCAAUGAUGAGCGAAUCAAGAUAUGCAUUAUUGGUUGUUGACAGUGCAACAGCACUUUAUCGUACUGAUUAUUCCGGUCGUGGAGAAUUAUCAGCUAGACAAAUGCAUUUGGCUAGAUUUCUGCGUACAUUACUACGCUUAGCAGAUGAAUUUGGUGUGGCUGUAGUAAUUACUAAUCAAGUCGUUGCACAAGUUGAUGGGGCUGCUAUGUUCUCCGCUGAUCCUAAAAAGCCUAUCGGUGGAAAUAUAAUGGGUCAUGCAUCAACUACUCGAUUAUACCUUCGAAAAGGUCGUGGUGAGACUAGAAUUUGUAAAAUAUACGACAGCCCUUGUCUUCCAGAAGCUGAAGCCAUGUAUGCUAUUCUUCCAGAUGGUAUAGGUGAUGCGAAGGAUUAGGCUAAAAAGAAUUUCAUAAGGAAAAGCUUUUAAACAUACUCACUAACUGCAAAAGUUGUGUUUGAGUUUUUUAUUUUCUGCAUUUUUUCUUUUUGACAAUUCAUUACAAUUUUGAGAAUUGUGAAUAUUUAUGCACACAUAUAAGCAAUAGAGUUUUUUUUCAGUUGACAUUUUUGUUACCUUGAUAAUGUCAAGACAUUUUUAUACAAUAGUUUACUUUUGUUAUUU
This is a messenger RNA of Trichobilharzia szidati, 1279 nucleotides long. Lineage: Eukaryota; Metazoa; Platyhelminthes; Trematoda; Strigeidida; Schistosomatidae. The record is from the annotation of a GenBank genome assembly.